This is a messenger RNA of Aspergillus nomiae NRRL 13137, 791 nucleotides long. RefSeq names its product MGR2/ROMO1 family protein. Gene Ontology annotation, cellular component: TIM23 mitochondrial import inner membrane translocase complex. The record is from RefSeq and is a predicted model, not a curated record. NCBI's taxonomy places the organism in Eukaryota, Fungi, Ascomycota, Eurotiomycetes, Eurotiales, Aspergillaceae. The annotation marks the transcript as partial. The transcript has 5 exons. Gene Ontology annotation, biological process: protein import into mitochondrial matrix; protein insertion into mitochondrial inner membrane.
UUUCCACCUCUAUAAGCCUUUCUGAAAGAAGGAGAAAAGAACUGCAGUUUGCCUGCAAGUUCCUCGUCGAUUUAUCUUUAUUCCCUGAGAAUAUCCCUGGCUCAGCUCCCCUCGCUUUCAACAUGCCCGUCGUUGCAGGACCUCCUCAGGCCCACGGCCCCUCUACUUUCGACAAGAUGAAGAUGGGUGCUAUGAUGGGCUCAACUGUUGGCGGUAUCAUGGGCUUCAUCAUCGGAACUGUCACUAUCUUCCAAUACGGUGCCGGACCCAACGGUGUUAUGCGGACCUUGGGUAAAUACAUGCUUGGCUCUGGGGCGACUUUCGGUCUCUUCAUGUCCAUUGGCAGCGUCAUCCGUACUGAAGGACCUCACAACGAUGCUUGGCUUCGCGCUCGGGGUCCCCCGAUGAUGCUUCCUCGCCAAAGCCCUCUGCGGCCCAUGCGCCAGUAGACGCACAGUCACCGAUUUAUGCGCAGCGGUCGAACGGUGGGAACGUGAAACUUCCCGCGGGUUAUCUGUACAAUAGUAUUUAUCCUGAUGAACAAUUUGUAUGGCCCACGGGUCAACAGUUAAUGCAGGAGAGCGGUUGGGAAGAGGCAGGGGUGAUCUCUGCAUAAUGUACAUACAGUCUGGGCAUCGGGACGGACUGAAAACAUUUUUGGCCCGGUGACAGGAUGUCUCUUGGCGUUACAACAAAGCUAACCGGUUAAUGAAGGAUGGUCAUGAGCAAACGACCUGAAGAAUGAGGUAGUCGAUUGACUCAAAUCUCAAUAUAGGACUAGUAGAGUCGGU